Messenger RNA from Pantherophis guttatus, 1759 nucleotides. NCBI's taxonomy places the organism in Eukaryota, Metazoa, Chordata, Lepidosauria, Squamata, Colubridae. The record is from RefSeq and is a predicted model, not a curated record.
GUCUCUUCCUCCUCCUCCUUUCCCACAUUAGUCACCGCUGGUUUAGCACGAUAAACCAGUAUUUAAUCAUCCAAUUCUUGACUCGGGCACGGGAUUGAAAAUAAGGAACAACGCUUCUUUUGUAGCCCUGCAAAUUUAAUGUUAAGCGUAGAUCGCUAGUCUCCAAAAUGUGUUAGUUGAGAAAUAGAGAAGUAUAAUGAGAAUGCCUUCUCCUCCCACAUCUUUCCUGCCUUAGGGGGAGGACGGCCAAGCUUUUACCGAUCUUCCCCGAUUGCAAAUGCUAGACCCCUUUGCUGAUGCAACUAAGGGUGACAACUUACUCCCAGCAGGGACUGAAGACUACAUCCAUAUAAGGAUUCAGCAACGGAACGGCAGAAAAACAUUAACGACUGUUCAGGGAAUUGCUGAUGACUAUGACAAAAAGAAACUGGUGAAAGCAUUCAAAAAGGUAGGUCUUAAUAUGAGACCUUACCAGUGUUCGGUCAGAUUCAGAACGGCUGGCCCUCCAACUGCUCUCCAGGCGUCUUUUCCGGCGUUUCAUCUCCCUCAGCUCCUCGGUGAACCAGGAAGCCAGGUGAGAUCGACGCCGGGUCAGAGGCCGCAAAGGCACGACCCGGUCCAAAGCUCCAGCGGCCGCCCUAUCCCAGGCAGCCACUAGGUCUUCAGUUGAGCCAUGUGCCAGAGCCUCAGGAAAUGGCCCAAGCUCCGUCUGGAACCUAUCCGGGUCCAUCAGGCGCCUGGGGCGGAACCACCUCAUCGGUUCCGCCUCCCUGUGGCGGGGUGUGGCGGUUCGAAGGUCAAAGCGAAGGAGGGAGUGAUCUGACUAUGACAAGGGCUCGAUCGCUAUAUCCCCUAUCUCGAGACCACUCAGCCACUGACCAGAGACAAAAACCAGGUCCAGCGUGUUUCCCCCGUGUGAGUAGGGCCAUGAACUAAUUGGGUCAGGUCCAUGGCCGUCAUGGAAGCCAUGAAGUCCUGAGCCACCUCAGACGCCUCACCGACGGAUGGCAGGUUGAAGUCCCCCAUGACCAUAAGUCUAGGGGUAUCAAUCGCCACCGCGGCUAUAACGUUGAGUAGCUCAGGCAAGGCCGCUGCCACGUGGCAGGGAGCCAGGUACGUAACCAGCAGGCCCAUCUGCACCCCAUGACCCCACUUCACAAGGAGGGACUCACAUCCGGCCGUCUGAGGAACAGUGGCCUCCCUCGGACUAAGACCCUCUUUAAUGAUAACUGCCACCCCCCCCGCCCCUUCCCUGUGACCUUGGCUGAUGAAAUGCCCGGAAACCGGGUGGGCACAUCUCUACCAGAGGGACUCCCCCCUCCUGGCCCAACCAGGUCUCCGUAAUACCCACCAGGUCCGCUCCCCCCUCCUGAACAAGAUCACAAAUGAGGGGGGCUUUAUUUACCACGGACCUGGCAUUGCAUAGCAUCAGCCGAAGGCCCAGGGCCUGAGAUAUUCUUAAAGUGCUAUGAUAGUUCUGAAAUUGUGUUAUGCCAAUAUAAUAUUUUUUAUUUCAGCUAGUAAAAGAUGCUAAUUUUUUAAAGAAACAAUUGACUUCCAAUUGAUUUUUGAAAACUCUUUUGAGCAGAAAUGGUGAUAAAAUUGAUUUCAUUGAGUCUCCUAAAAUUGCCACAUUUGGAAAUGAUUAAGAUCUCUAACACUUAUGCUUAGAAAUAUUGCAAAAGAUAAUGGUGCUUCUACUCAAAUUGCUCCACAAGAGUACCAGGCAAUCUUUGCUAUUAUAAGCUGAGACAGUAAA